This is a messenger RNA of Bipolaris maydis ATCC 48331, 546 nucleotides long. NCBI's taxonomy places the organism in Eukaryota, Fungi, Ascomycota, Dothideomycetes, Pleosporales, Pleosporaceae. The record is from RefSeq and is a predicted model, not a curated record.
AUGCGGGUCCUUGUAGAGAACUCAGUCAAGAAGCCCAGCUGCGACGCUCAUCAGAAUGCAAACAUCCCUCUUCACGCCCUCUGCGAAACAACAAAGAACGCUCAAAGCACAUCCAAGCGACGGCCCAAGAAAUAUCGUGCGGUCGAACGCUCCGACGGUGUCAUUGUUGAACGUCCUCGAUAUCGCCCUGCAGCUUCACAACAAAAAGCAGUGUCGCAGUCGCAUCCGGAGAGGGCUUUCCUGCAUGAACAUACCUUUUCAUCCAAAGAGAUCAAAGACGGGACGUCCAGCAGAAUGACGUAUGACCUCCUGGGCGUUGGGUGUUCCAGGGGCAAUACGAUGCAUGUAGGGCAUUGCGAGACUACAAGGAUAGGAAGGGAAGGCUUCUAUGGAGCGGAACAUCGCCAGUGGACGAUUGUUGGGAUUGAAAUGUAUACCUCUGAACGACGGAGUUUUGUCGAAUCAAACCCAAUUGAUCGGUUUCUUCACGAAUCAGGGCCUUGGAGCUCAUGUUCUCAAAGAGGGGAGGAGACGUGUUUUGAGUGA